Lolium rigidum is the source of this 1542-nucleotide messenger RNA. RefSeq names its product WD repeat-containing protein 55-like. Gene Ontology annotation, molecular function: protein binding. NCBI's taxonomy places the organism in Eukaryota, Viridiplantae, Streptophyta, Magnoliopsida, Poales, Poaceae. The coding region runs from base 35 to 1165 and encodes 376 amino acids. The transcript is spliced from 15 exons. The record is from RefSeq and is a predicted model, not a curated record.
CCGCCCCGCCGCCCCCUCUCGCACUGCCGCCGCGAUGGAGGCCCUUCACGACGAGACGCCCUUCGACCUCGACUUCCACCCCUCCGCCCCCCUCGUCGUCACCUCCCUCAUCAACGGCGAGCUCCACCUUUUCCGCUACGCCGACGGGCUGCAGCCCGAGAGGUUGUUCGCGGUAAAAGCUCACAAGGAGUCAUGUAGAGCUGUUCGUUUUGUGGACUCAGGAACUGUGAUUCUGACGGGAUCUGCUGAUAGCUCAAUUCUUGCUUCUGAUGUAGAAACAGGCAAAGCUAUUGCCCGUUUGGAGGAUGCACAUGAUAAUGCAAUAAACCGCGUUGUCUGUCUUACUGAAACUACAGUUGCUUCAGGCGAUGAUGAGGGUUGCAUUAAGGUGUGGGAUACUAGGCAACGAUCUUGCUGCAAUACUUUUCAUCGCCAUGAAGAUUACAUAUCAGAUAUGAUCUAUGUAGCUGGCUCAAAUCAAAUAUUGGCAACAAGUGGUGACGGGACUUUAUCUGUCAACAAUCUUCGUGGUGGCAGGGUAAAGGCACAAUCUGAAUUUUCUGAAGAUGAAUUGUUAUCCUUGGUGAUAAUGAAGAAUGGUCAAAAAGUUGUUUGUGGAACUCCGAGUGGAGCUAUAUUGUUGUAUUCGUGGGGACAUUUUAAGGACUGCAGUGACCGCUUUCUGGGGCACUCACAUUCUGUUGAUACACUGCUAAAGCUGGAUGAAGAAACUCUGAUAUCUGGUGCAGCAGAUGGUGUGAUCAGAUUAGUGAGUAUCUUACCUAAUCAGAUAAAACAGCCACUAGCUGAGCAUUCAGAAUAUCCAAUUGAGGCGAUCGGUUUCUCACAUGACAGGAAGUAUCUAGGCAGUGUUUCACAUGACAAGAUACUAAAGCUCUGGGACAUGGAAGAACUGUUGGCAGGUCCGCAGUUAGAUAAUCAGAAUGAAUUGCCUGAAGCUGCAGCUGCAGCUGCCGUCGAUCACGAUGAAUUGCCUGAAGCCAACGUUGCCGUUGAUCACAACGAAGUGGCUGUAGCUGAUAGCGACGACGAUGGGAUGGAUGUUGACAUGGAGCCAAGCUCUUCAACCGCGUCAAAGAGCAAGAAGAAAGGCAAGGGCAAGCGUCUGAAUGGAUUCCAACCAGACUUCUUUGCAGAUUUGUAGCUCACGCUAGCUUAGACUCGAUCGAAAGGUCCAUGCUUCCUUUGGCGACGUGAUUACUACUUGCGCAGUUUUGACCGCAGACCAAUACUGAAGUUCUGAUCUCCUGCACGGAAGUGCGAGGUUGAUGUUGUAUCUGAGUAUAUUAUGGUCGUAGUAGAUUGAUUAGUUAGAGGACUCGUGUGUGAACGUUUUGUGGUUGAACUGGUAAUCAGUAGUUACAUGUUUUUCCGGAUGCAAAUGACUCGUGACCGUAUGAUGUCGCCAGUCUUUGAAGCAUAUGUGUACCUGUCUUGAGUUCUGACUGUUUAUGCUGUGUGUAGUGCUUAUGUGGUUUUGUGUUUGAUCGCAUGUCUUUCUAGUUUGUUUCACUCACUGUA